This is a messenger RNA of Mytilus trossulus (common blue mussel), 672 nucleotides long. RefSeq names its product complement C1q-like protein 4. The transcript is spliced from 2 exons. Gene Ontology annotation, molecular function: protein binding. NCBI's taxonomy places the organism in Eukaryota, Metazoa, Mollusca, Bivalvia, Mytilida, Mytilidae. Bases 13 to 672 code for a protein of 219 amino acids. The record is from RefSeq and is a predicted model, not a curated record.
AUUGUUUUCAAAAUGAUGUUUCUCUUAAUAUUUACAAUGUUUGUUUUCUUCCAGGAAUCCAUCUCGGAAGAAAAUGUUGUAACUAGACUAUCGCAAACGGAGAAAAGGGUGGAGCUUUUGUUCGAUCAACUUCAGCAACAAAAUGAUGAAAUCAUGCAUUUAAAACAGAUCAUUGCCGAGAAAGAAAUAACAAGAAGAGAAGAUCACUUUAAUCUUAACAGAGAAUCGAGACUUUUACUACCACAGCCACAAACUUCAACAAUUGCUUUCUAUGCUUGGCUGAAUAAAACAGAGCAGAAAGUCGGUCCACAUCAUACCUUGAUACUAGAUCACGUGGAAACAAAUUCUGGUAAUGCAUACAAUCAUCAUAGUGGUGUUUUCACAGCUCCAAGUAACGGAGUCUAUUUAUUUUCAUACACCGUAUUCCCGGAUAAGCAUUCCUACGGCACCAUAGAGUUGAUAGUAAAUAGUCAGAGCCAUGCUGCUAUCUUUGUAGACAGUUCUCCGUCAGAUCCCGAUUUAGGAGGUACAACGGGAGUAGCCAUACUGUAUCUGAAACAGAACGACGUAUGUUACCUUCGCACACAUUCCACCCAUACCUUCCUUGGAAAUAUAUACAGUAGUACGACUGCUCGAACCUCUUUCUCGGGCGUUAAAAUUACAACAGAAUGA